AGCACUACAGCCUCCGAACCCGAGAGAAGGUGCGCUCCGCUGGGACAGAGAAGCGUAAAGAGACGGGGAGGGAGGGAAUGAGAUUUCUUGCUACCCAAUCCCCCUUUUCCCCUGGGAGAGCAAGCCUUCCAUGGUCCGUCCCUCUCUCUUGUUUUCUAAUCAUUUCAUUUUACUCCUUUUUGAAGCAGUCGCUUGUUUUAUCCCACUUUUCAUUCCACAAUCCCGUGCGCGUAUGUUCGCCUUCUUCUGAUCAACUUCGGCAUCUCCCCUCUCUUUCCUCGCGACGGAAAGGUCUCCUAGAUCCCGGCUGAUUCUUCUCCUUUGAGAUGCUUAACUGUUCUAACACUCGCCCUCUCUCCACCCUCUUUUAACUUGAGACCGAUUAAGCUUGAGCGAACUGAACUGGGGUUGGAAUUUAAGAUAAAGCGGAAAACCCAAAGGGAUACGGUCGACGCUCGUCUUUGGAUAAGGACCGCUAUCGCUUUCCCCCUUGUUGCAAUUUGGGGAAGAUUCUUCCCUUUUCAGUUGCUCGUCGUUAAUCCGGGUGGCCUUGCUUUGAGUGUGCAGGAGGAUUAUUUAGCGUGAUUUGGUCAAGAGAGAGAUCCCAGAAGGCUACUUUCAUGUUCUCCAUCCAGGACAGCCUCCCGCGGGGAGCCUUGACCAUGAAAGAGGAACCGCUCACGAGUGGCAUGACACCGGUCCGCUCUUGGAUGCAGAGCGCGGGGAUAUUGGACGCGAACACAGCCGCACAAAGCGGUGUAGGCCUGGCCAGGGCUCACUAUGAAAAGCAACCCCCGUCCAACCUGCGCAAAUCCAACUUCUUCCACUUUGUGUUGGCGCUGUAUGAUCGACAGGGCCAGCCCGUGGAGAUCGAGAGGACCUCCUACAUAGACUUUGUGGAGAAGGACAAAGAGUACAAUGGAGAGAAGACCAACAACGGCAUCCAUUACAGACUACAGCUCCUUUACAGUAACGGCAUCAGGACGGAACAAGACCUGUUUGUACGAUUGAUAGACUCUAUGACCAAACAGGCCAUCCUCUACGAGGGCCAGGACAAAAACCCAGAGAUGUGUCGCGUGCUCCUCACCCACGAGAUCAUGUGCAGUCGGUGUUGUGACAAGAAGAGCUGCGGGAACCGCAACGAGACGCCCUCUGACCCCGUCAUCAUCGACAGAUUCUUCCUGAAGUUCUUCCUCAAGUGCAAUCAGAAUUGUUUGAAAAACGCCGGCAAUCCGAGGGACAUGAGACGAUUCCAGGUGGUGGUCUCCACUACGGUGAAUGUCGAUGGCCACGUCCUGGCCGUCUCCGACAACAUGUUUGUCCACAACAACUCCAAACAUGGCAGGAGGGCCCGGCGCCUGGACCCCUCUGAAGCAGCUACGCCCUGCAUCAAAGCCAUCAGCCCGAGUGAAGGCUGGACAACGGGUGGGGCCACUGUCAUCAUCAUCGGGGACAACUUCUUCGACGGUCUGCAGGUGGUCUUUGGUACCAUGCUGGUCUGGAGUGAGCUAAUCACGCCCCACGCCAUUCGAGUCCAGACGCCCCCUCGUCACAUCCCAGGGGUCGUGGAGGUCACGCUCUCUUACAAAUCCAAGCAGUUCUGCAAAGGGGCACCAGGACGCUUUGUCUACACCGCCUUGAAUGAGCCCACCAUCGACUACGGCUUCCAGAGGCUACAGAAGGUGAUCCCCAGACACCCAGGAGACCCUGAGAGGUUACCUAAGGAGGUGCUGUUAAAACGAGCGGCAGACUUGGUGGAGGCCCUGUACGGAAUGCCUCAUAAUAACCAGGAGAUCAUUCUGAAGCGGGCAGCAGACCUGACCGAGGCCCUCUACAGUGUCCCACGCAGUCAUAACCAGCUGCCCUCGCUCAGCGGCUCGGCCGCCCACUCUGGCAUGAUGGGAGUCAACUCCUUCAGCAGCCAAUUGGCCGUCAACAUCUCUGAGGCCUCGCAGGGAGACCAGGGGUACUCCCGUAACUCCAACAGCGUGUCGCCCCGCGGCUACGUGCCCAGCUCCACGCCCCAGCAGUCCAACUAUAACACCAUCACGUCCACCAUGAAUGGCUACGGAGCUGGCAUGACCAACCUCGGGGUGCCGGGCUCGCCCAGCUUCCUGAACGGCUCCGCCGCCAACUCCCCCUACGCAAGAUCUACCACCUCCCCUACCUCCUCCUACUCCUCCUCUUCCUCCUCCAUCCCUCUGUUCUCCAGUGGACCCCUAGGCCCUUAUUCAUUCUCUCCUGUCCAUAUGAUCUCUGCAGUCAAACAGAAGAGCGCCUUCGCCCCUGUCGUGCGGCCACAGACCUCCCCGCCCCCCACCUGCACCACCACCAAUGGCAGCAGCCUACAGGGUUUUGCAGCAAACCCAUAUGCAUUUAAUAGUUACGUCAACACACGGCUUUUCAUUUAAGAGGCCAUGGCAGGUCUAAUAGUCCCACCCAUGUGAAGAAGAACUUCCGCCAGACCGCAUCCAUACUGGCUCACAGAAUCUUCACGACAGCAGCUUAAAUCUCAUCGACCUCCAGAAGCCGGACCGCCAAGCCCUCUCACUCCUGGAAAAAGAACAGCACAACAAAGAGGAUCCAUGUAACCUGAAACCUGUAGAAUUUUGCUAGAAUAUGUUUGUGUUGGUUCAGUAGUCCACUUCAUCAUCACUUUCUGUGUUUUUGUUUUUUUUCUUCCUUUUUUCUGGGGACGUAAAAGUCAUGCCUUGUCCAAUAGAUAACGUACGGUGUAGUUAAAACGAAUCUGAAACCACAGCGACGUCGAUAACGAGACGAGAUCCAAAAUGGCGGGUAAGAUACAGUACUCCGUGUUGUGUGAGUAUUGUUCUGCAUCCUGCAAGGUUUGUUUGCAUGUCUGAAAAUCUCUUUUGACUCGAUCUUCCAAUGAAACAAGUUCAUUUUCAGUCGUUUAACCACUAUGAGUGGUGAGAGUGUGAUGGCCGGCAGUUUGAAACUAUGGAGAAACUAUCCAGGGAUGUGGAGCUCUCUGCCAUUUCUCAAAAUCGACGGGAGUUCAAAACCAGUUCCCCAAAGCGUCUAUAAAAAAAACUCUCUUAAAAAGGCCUUUGAAAUGUAAUGUCACGGGGUCCUGCCGAAAUCAUUUGUGUAUCAUAGGUUUUGAUAAUGUGGGUGGUCAUCAUAUUUGAAGGAAAAUGCUGUAAUUUUCUAAUGUAAUGAAAGGGUUGGCAAACACCCUCCCAAGGUGUGAAUAGUAAAUGUUAUAGUAACAUUUGCUCAUUGUCAGAGUGAUGCCAAGAGAGAUCAACGUUUUAAAGUAAAAAGGCUGUCCACCAUCAUUUCUUUUUCAGUACAGUACAAUAAAUAUAUUUCCGGGCGUGUUGAUUGGUAGAUUUUAACCAGAAAUGCUUGUAGCAGUUUUAAUCACAUUUAAGUACCAGAUUUCUUGUUUUUCCUCUGAUUGUGCUUAUUUUGUAUGUAUUUAUAAAGUAUGUUUUGGGAUUCCUUUUGUGAUUUAGGCCUGAAUGAUAGUCUCAAAUAUAUAUGUAAAACACAUUUGAUGUCUUAAUACCUUUUAGAUAUUGUAAAGAGUGAAAAAAGGAGAACAACCCUUUUGUAAAAACAAAAAAAUCAACAUGACAUGGUCACCCUGUCUUUUAAAGCAGGACAUAUGCUCCACCACUUUUGUAUAGAAAUGCUUUUCCGAUACAAUAUUUAACUUUUUUGUAUACAGCAUUUGUGUUUUCCUCAGUUCUUCUUGUCCUUUGUGUAUUAUUGUGAAAUGUGUAUAUUCAUAGUUACUUCUUAAAGCACUAUUUUAGUUGGGGCACUUACAAGAGCAAUGCAUCUUAGCAAGCAAGACAAAAAAAAAUAAAAAGUUGAAGAAAAUAAAUGUGAAAAGACAAAGACUAGUUCAAAUAUGCACCAAUUCUUUAUUUUUCUUGGAUUCACAUUUUUUGUCAUUGAGGCUGGAUUGGCAAAGUCAGUGUCAUGUGAAUUUCUCCAUUUCAAAAUACUCUUAUCCUCCAUUUCCAUUAGGCAUACCCAUCGGUUAUUUAAAAAGAAAAACAUCUGUUAAACUCCACUCCCAUCUUUACAAUGGAACCAGGCCUAUUACUUGCGUUUUGGUAAGAAUGAAUGUAGUACAAAUGCCUGUAUGAAUCAACUGGAAGUUGAUACCCAAGUAAACCGUCAGUAACUGUAGAGGGACCACAUGAGUGUGAUGUUCACUGACCUCAACGAAACGUCAGUCAAUGUCAGUGUUGUUGUGGGUGGCUGCGUAAUUGUCACUGCGCACACUCUGUGUCGAUUACUUAUGCAAUUAGUAUUUACCGCAAUGCAAGUGGUCUUUCCGCAUUCCAGUGGAAUGGUUUUGAAGCGCAAACGAACACAUUACGUAAUUGAUGCCUUACAGUGGAGCGUCCUCCAAAACAAUGCAUUUUCAUUCAUUUUUAUUCCAUAAUAGACAUGUGAUCUUAGGACAUUUUGUUUAUGCAUAAGCUAAUGUCUAAUAAUUAAAAUAAAUUAUUUAAUUCGGUGGUGUUCAUGUCACUGGCCUGUCGUUAAACGUGAUGUAGUUGAUGGGAUGUUGAACGAUACAUCUUUAUAUAUAUAUAUGUACAUAUACAUAUAUUCAUUUCAACAUAAUGGUCGCUGACAAUAGGUCACGAUUCAAAGAUGAGCCUGAGUAAACAUGCUGAUGUUUUGCUCCUUCUGUAUCCACAAUCAUCAUGUGUGAUACCGCGUUUUUGUCAUAAUCUGACUUGUGGAACAUAAGAAAUGUCAAGUCUGUUACUCUUUAAAUAAGACAUCUUUUUUAUCAUCUGUAUUAUUAUGAUAGUGAAGGCCAGCUCAUAGAGUUACUUUUAGAGUUUGCUUGUACACUUUACAAAGCAUCUGAAUUGAAUAUUAUUGAUUCCAAAACCAUUUUCAAUGAAAAGACAAGUAUUUCAGAGUUAAAACUUGGCUGACUUCUCACAGUUCUCCCCUUCAGCUCCACAUCUUGUUUCCUUUCAUUCCAUCCAUUUGUUUUUUUAAUAGCUUGCAAAAAUAUUUUUUGUCAUUGUAGUUGUAGAAAGCUCGCUUUUUGCUGCCCUGGUUUUCAGCAAAGGUUUUUUAAACUGCAAAGUGUACUUUCUCAAUGUUUAAUUCAAUGUGAAAAAGGAGAGAGGUACUGCAUCUUUGUGAAAUAUGAAAUAUAUCAUCAAAGUAUAUUAAAGCACAAUGUUUAAUUAAUGUCUUUAGAGUACAAAUGGGGGGUGGGGGUUCCCCAGCUUUUCCUUUUCUGUCUUUGACCAUGCUGUAAAUAGAUGCAUGUUUUUUUUUCUGUGAUCCAGUGCUUUUUGUACAGAAACAGUCUAAUAAAGAUUACAUUUGGCUUGAAA
Messenger RNA from Esox lucius (northern pike), 5348 nucleotides. Its product is annotated as transcription factor COE3. Gene Ontology annotation, biological process: regulation of transcription by RNA polymerase II. NCBI's taxonomy places the organism in Eukaryota, Metazoa, Chordata, Actinopteri, Esociformes, Esocidae. The transcript has 17 exons. The record is from RefSeq and is a predicted model, not a curated record. The coding region runs from base 621 to 2411 and encodes 596 amino acids. Gene Ontology annotation, molecular function: DNA-binding transcription factor activity, RNA polymerase II-specific; RNA polymerase II cis-regulatory region sequence-specific DNA binding.